Molecule: messenger RNA, 135 nt
Organism: Entrophospora sp. SA101
Lineage: Eukaryota; Fungi; Glomeromycota; Glomeromycetes; Entrophosporales; Entrophosporaceae
Source: the annotation of a GenBank genome assembly
AUGACUGAAACAGGAAAACAGAGGGAAAAUUAUUUUACCGAUCGAAGAUUAAAGAUUGUUACAGGUGCAAUGGCCUGCCAGUUAGAUAACUGGAAAAACAUUUUAUUAAAUCUAACACCUAAUCCCACAUGUUAG